UUGAAACUCAUCUUCUUCACAAAAACCUGAAAUCUUCAUAUUCCAAGCAAAGCAAUGGGUCAUUCUUGUUCAUCAGUUCUUCUUCUGUUCAUCAUCAUGAGUCUAAUGCUGGGUUCAGCAUUCUCAUCCAAGUUCGACGAUCUCUUUCAGCCAUCUUGGGCCUAUGACCAUUUUGUCUACGAAGGAGAAACACUCAAGAUGAAGCUUGAUAACUAUUCUGGUGCUGGGUUUGCAUCCAAAACCAAGUAUAUGUUUGGAAAGGUCACCACUCAAAUUAAACUUGUAGAAGGUGACUCUGCUGGAACUGUCACAGCUUUCUAUAUGUCAUCAGACGGUCCGACCCACAACGAAUUCGAUUUCGAGUUCCUGGGCAAUACAACAGGAGAACCUUACCUGGUUCAAACCAAUGUUUAUGUUAAUGGAGUCGGUAACAGAGAACAAAGAUUAAACCUUUGGUUCGAUCCCACCAAGGAUUUCCAUUCCUAUUCAAUUUUCUGGAAUCAGCGUCAAGUUAUAUUUCUAGUGGAUGAAACACCAGUUAGGGUUCAUACAAAUCUAGAACACAGAGGAAUACCAUUCCCAAAAGAUCAGGCAAUGGGGGUCUACAGUUCAAUCUGGAAUGCUGAUGAUUGGGCAACUCAGGGCGGUAGGGUUAAAACAGAUUGGACCCACGCCCCAUUCGUGGCCUCAUACCGUGGCUUUGCAAUAGACGCAUGCGAGUGCCCGGCUAGUGCGCCGGCUAGUGAGAGUCAGAGACGGUGCAGUAGCAGUAACGAACGUCGGUUUUGGUGGGACGAACCCACUUUGUCUGAAAUGAACCUACAUCAGAACCAUCAGUUGAUUUGGGUUAGGGCUAAUCAUAUGGUUUAUGAUUAUUGUGAAGAUACUGCCCGAUUCCCGACCAUGCCGACCGAAUGCGAACACCACCGCCAUUGAUUAUUCAUUGUCGAUCAACAAAAAAAAAAAAAUGAUGUUUAUAUUAGGACAUGAGCUCCAUGUUUUGUUAUUUUGUUUUUAGCAUGUAAUAUAUGGUGCACCUAGAUUAUUAUUUAAUUAGUUCCUAAUUUCUA
This is a messenger RNA of Impatiens glandulifera, 1070 nucleotides long. Its product is annotated as xyloglucan endotransglucosylase protein 6-like. Gene Ontology annotation, cellular component: cell wall; apoplast. Bases 55 to 936 code for a protein of 293 amino acids. Gene Ontology annotation, biological process: cell wall biogenesis; xyloglucan metabolic process. NCBI's taxonomy places the organism in Eukaryota, Viridiplantae, Streptophyta, Magnoliopsida, Ericales, Balsaminaceae. The transcript has 4 exons. The record is from RefSeq and is a predicted model, not a curated record. Gene Ontology annotation, molecular function: xyloglucan:xyloglucosyl transferase activity; hydrolase activity, hydrolyzing O-glycosyl compounds.